CAAAUAAACAUGGCGGCUUCCAGUUUCGAGUGGCCUUGGGAGUAUAACUUUCCACCGUUUUUCACGUUACAGCCUAAUCUUGACACCCGCGAGAAACAGUUGCAGUCCUGGUGCAGCCUGAUUCUGUCUUAUCAGAAACACAUCAAGUCUCACACUCUGGAUGUGGUAGAGAUGCAGACCAGUUCACUAUUUUAUAACAAAAGUAUAGAAAGAAAAUUAAGUUUAGAAAGUAUAUAUUUAAUUUUAGACAGAUUAGAAAAAAAAGGCCACAUUGAAUGGUUGGACAAAAGUAAAAAGCAAUGCUACCUCAUGUGGAGAACACCACAGGAAUGGGGCAAUACAAUCUACAAAUGGGCGAAGGAAGCAGGCCUGGUGAACACAGUGUGCACAUUCUAUGAGUUGACUGAUGGGGAUGACACGGCUGGGCAAGAAUUCCAUGGACUGGAGCCCGACCUUCUGGUGAAAGCACUCAAGGUUUUAGAAUCACAAGGAAAGGCAGAAAUUAUUGAGAUGGACGAGAGCCGAGGAGUGAAGUUCUUUUAAUGUACGUGCCAAAACUGCGACACGAAGACAUUCUCGAAUAAGAAAGUUCGCUGUAUCUAUUAUGCAAUGGCAGUAAUAAUACCUGGUGAACAGGAUGUAAAUGACCUGCGCCAGGGUGGCAGGAAAAAGCGUGCUCAAGGAGGAAGGGUGCAUAAAGCACCCGUUUAAUGAUUUAAGUAGCACGAAAAGAAAUUAUGAAACUGCAGCUUCCUUAUUUUCAUGCACAUUGAGAUAGGCACGUGGCACGUGUACUCUUUACUCGCGACACGGCCAUAUGUGAAUGCUGCUGUGCUGUAUGUGCCACUGAUUAUGAAAACGUAUUUUCAAUACAAAUUGAGUGGACACUUGCUUUUACCUUUACAACACAUGUCGUGGUUUCUCACGAGCUUACCGGUAUUACAUGAUAACUAACGAAUAUAAUCAAAGUAAGGAAAAGCAGUGUUAAUGUCACCGAUUAAAUAAACGUGCAGAAUUUUUGAAUAAUUUUUAGUAUAAAACACGAAGCUUAAGUUGUUCAGGAAAAUAUUGUAUCUGGUCAUUACAAAGGUGCAACAAGAAAAGUGCACACGAACGCGCUUGUAAUAUUUUUAUGCAGAAUAAAUCAAGUAAAAUUGA
Molecule: messenger RNA, 1158 nt
Organism: Lingula anatina
Lineage: Eukaryota; Metazoa; Brachiopoda; Lingulata; Lingulida; Lingulidae
Product: vacuolar protein-sorting-associated protein 25
Biological process (GO): protein transport to vacuole involved in ubiquitin-dependent protein catabolic process via the multivesicular body sorting pathway
Cellular component (GO): ESCRT II complex
Molecular function (GO): structural molecule activity; protein homodimerization activity
Source: RefSeq, a predicted model, not a curated record